This is a messenger RNA of Musa acuminata AAA Group (dessert banana), 1409 nucleotides long. Its product is annotated as AT-hook motif nuclear-localized protein 23-like. Lineage: Eukaryota; Viridiplantae; Streptophyta; Magnoliopsida; Zingiberales; Musaceae. Gene Ontology annotation, molecular function: minor groove of adenine-thymine-rich DNA binding; DNA-binding transcription factor activity. The record is from RefSeq and is a predicted model, not a curated record. Gene Ontology annotation, cellular component: nucleus. Bases 270 to 1223 code for a protein of 317 amino acids. The transcript has 2 exons.
UGUUGGAGUGGCGUUAGGGUUUGGACGAUGUUUCGGAUGAUGGCAAGUCCUUCACGAGAUCUACUGAAACAGUAGCCAUAAGAACAGGACAAGACUCCCAGAAAAACCUAAAGAAAGAAAAAGAUAAGAGGGAGCUGAAGUUUCUUACGAGCGAAAGGAGAUCAAACAGGAGAAGGGAGAGAAAGCUAGUUUGACCGGAAGGAAUGGAUCGUAGAAGGCGAUAGGCGAGAGGAGAGCUGGCGAACCGGUGGUGGGCCGGGAGCGUGGCGAUGGGCGGGGUCGACCCCGUCGUGACCACCUCCCCCUCGACCCCUUCCUUCCAUCUCCUCAACGCCAACGCCCACCUCAGCCCCCACCGCCUUGACCUAGCCGACAACCCCGCCACCCCGAACAGUAGCGGCAGCAAGAACAACAACCACGCCAACGACGACGACGCCAUCGGGGACGACAACUCCGGCGGCGGCGGCGGGGGCGGGGGCCUUGACGUCCUCGAAGCCGGAUCAGGAGGUAGCGGCAGCUCCGGGCGCCGCCCUCGGGGCCGCCCGCGCGGCUCGAAGAACAAGCCAAAGCCACCCGUCAUCAUCACGAGGGAAAGCCCCAACGCGCUCCGCUCCCACGUCCUCGAGAUCGCGAGCGGCACCGACAUCAUGGAUGCCGUGGCCGUCUUCGCCCGCCGCCGUCAGCGCGGCCUCUCGAUCCUGAGCGGCACCGGUGUCGUCACCAACGUCACGCUCCGGCAGCCCGCAGCGCCCCCGGGCACCGUCGUCAGUCUCCAUGGCCGGUUCGAGAUCCUUUCCCUUUCCGGCGCAUUCCUUCCGGCGCCGUCGCCCCCGGGCGCCACGGGGCUGACCGUGUACCUCGCCGGCGGGCAAGGGCAGGUGGUGGGUGGGAGUGUGGUCGGGGAAUUGGUGGCCUCAGGCCCGGUGAUGAUAAUAGCCGCCACCUUCGCGAACGCCACCUACGAACGGUUGCCUCUCGGCGAGGAAGAGCUCGACACGGUUGCAGCGCCACCGGGAUCGGAGGGAAUGCCGUCGCAACAGAGCCCGGGAGGGAGUGGGGCAGAUGGCGUUGGUGGUUCUUCGUCGCAGCAGCCGCAUGCUAGAUUGGCAGCCGAGCCGCCGCUCCUCAACCUGCCGCCGAACCUGCUCCCUAAUGGUCAGAUGCCGCACGAGGUGUUCGGUGCAUGGGCUUCAACCGGUUCGCGUGCUCCACCAUCCUACUGAUGAGUACCAAAGCUUCCUCUUUCGCAUGCUCAAUAUUUAGUAGGAAGAGAACCAAUUGUCAUGCUGCUUGUUCCUGCUACAAAUCAUCAUCAUGUCUUUCCAUCUAAAUCUUACUAUGGCAUCGAUACUAUGCAUCGUUUUGUAAACUUAGACAUGUAUUAUUAUUGUUAGCUGCAGUUUCUGAUA